Molecule: messenger RNA, 1236 nt
Organism: Agrilus planipennis (emerald ash borer)
Lineage: Eukaryota; Metazoa; Arthropoda; Insecta; Coleoptera; Buprestidae
Product: conserved oligomeric Golgi complex subunit 1-like
Exons: 5
Coding region: 31-1236 (401 amino acids)
Biological process (GO): intra-Golgi vesicle-mediated transport
Cellular component (GO): Golgi apparatus; COG complex
Source: RefSeq, a predicted model, not a curated record
UGUUAACAUUACAAGAUUUCAGCAUUAUUUAUGAAAAUGAAGGGCUACAAUAUCGGAAUAAUGAAUCUUUGUCGGAAUUUCGAUUUUAAAUUUUCUGAAAUUAACGAGGAAGUCAAUAUGUACUUGUAUAAAGUCAAUGAAAAAAGGGAAAUUUCUAUAACCGAACAUAAUCAAAUUUCUUUAGGCAAAGAGAUCGUCGAUAGAAGACGAAUGGAACAACAUAUGAAAAAAGAAUGCGAACAGAACAUGGAAAGAUUUAUUAAUUUUAUGAGAGAAAAUUUAAAAUCCACAGAAGAUACCAACAAUGAAUCAAAACGAUUACUGAUAGCUUCAAGACUUUUACAGGCAAUGAUCACUUUAUGCCCCCAUUUGAAGAAUUGUUGCACAAUUGAUAAUAAUAGCAAUUUAUGGACUACCAUUUGCGAUAAAUUCAAUCAAAAUAGUUUAGAACAUUUACAAUUGUGGGUUGAUAUUGCCACACACCAAAACAAAGUGACAAUAGAUUCGUUAUUGGAUAUUUCAAAUGUUUACAGCAUGCUGGGUGUGUUACCAAAAUGGGAAACGGUCGAAAUAGAAGGCGAAUCCGAGGAAACUGUUGUCAAAUCUCAAAUUAAAGUACCCUCUAGGCCUAGUAUAGCUCUCGAAAAGAUUUUUAGUAAAAUAGGGGAAACAUUAAACCUUCUGUUACCGUACACGUUGCCUAAAGAAAUUCACGUUUUAUAUUUAGAAAAGAAUCUGCUUACAAUUCUUGAUUGUUACGAAAGACUCGCGUUAGAAGACUUAAACCAAAUACAAGCACUCCAAUUUCUUUUCGACGUUAAAUAUCUAACAACUUUCAGUAUUCCAAAAGAAAACGCGAAUUUACAUCAUUUAUCGCAAAUGAUCUGCGAUAAACUGAGGUCGAAAGUUGAUCCUUUUGACUUAGAUGUUCUCUACAAGCCCUUGCUAAACAACGUCAAGUACAGUGUUCUACAAACGCAAGUGAUUUUUGGAUGUUUAUUACCAAGUGCCGAACAUUUAGCGAACAUUGGAACGGGUGAAAAGCGGGAACAAGAAAAUGAACCAUCGAUAAUAACAUUCAGCGUCCCAUCGGGUACUGUAUGGUUCCCCUUGUUACCCGUUACAGCGCCCGCACAAAAGGUUCUCGCAUCUACCGGUGCACAAACUCAAAAACAGAAAAGCGUACCUAAACCAAGCACUUCAUUUGCUUCAGUAAAUGAUUAUAAGUUAUUUUAA